Molecule: messenger RNA, 1029 nt
Organism: Cadophora gregata
Lineage: Eukaryota; Fungi; Ascomycota; Leotiomycetes; Helotiales; Ploettnerulaceae
Exons: 2
Coding region: 1-1029 (342 amino acids)
Source: RefSeq, a predicted model, not a curated record
AUGAAUUGGUCACUUGGUAUUCUGUCUUUUUUGAAUCUUGCUACAACCUUACUGGGGUGCGGCAUUGAUAGAGCUCCUCAAUUUGCGCCAAUUCCAGAUUCGGCGAAAGGUCUGCCCAUUGGACCAGGAGGAUAUGGCAUAGAAUCAUUUGGGAAGGGCGCAUACAUGGUGACCGAAGGCAACUAUCAAGCUAUCUUUCUUGUCUCCAACAAAGGGGUCAUCGUUGUUGACUGCCCUCCUACCAUCGGCCACAUGCUUCUCUGGGCCAUCGGAAAUGUGACUUCAAUUCCAAUAACACAUGUGAUCUACAGCCACGCUCAUGCAGACCAUAUCGGAGGAGUCACUCUGUUUGGUGAUAAGGUCACCACAAUCUCACAUUAUGAGACUGCUCGAUACCUGACCCUGACGCCAGAUCCAAAUCGCCCAGUCCCAAAAGUCACCUUCAAGAACUCGUACACUCUUUGUGUCGGAAACCAAACACUGGAGCUUACCUACAAGGGUGAGAACCACCUGAUCGGUAACAUCUUCAUCUAUGCUCCUGUUCAGAAGGUGUUGAUGCUGGUGGAUGUCAUCUACCCGGGCUGGACGCCCUUCGCACUACUAGGGCAGACGAAAAAUGUUCCAGGAUACAUUCGCUCGCAUUAUCAGAUUCUGGAGUACGACUUCAAGCAUAUCAUUGGUGGCCAUCUUGGCCGAUCCGGUACUCGCGCCGAUGUUCUCACGCAGCUUGAAUACGUCCUCGACCUGAAGAGGAAUUGCGAGUACGCGAUCAACACAAGUGCGACCAACGACCCUGACAUCGGAGCCGCAGCCGUCUUUGGUCCGGUCACUGCCAAGAACAAGGGAAAUGGUUGGGCUCCGUUCAAGGUGUAUUUGGAUGUCAUGGCGGACUACUGCGCCAACAAAACUAAUGCGAAAUGGCUCGGAACGCUGGCAGCUGCAGAUGUAUUCCAAUUUGAGAAUGCCGGAGUCAUGGUUGAGAGUCUAAGGAUAGAUUAUGGGGUUCUCGGGCCUUCUUCAACAGUCUGA